Messenger RNA from Parnassius mnemosyne (clouded apollo), 663 nucleotides. NCBI's taxonomy places the organism in Eukaryota, Metazoa, Arthropoda, Insecta, Lepidoptera, Papilionidae. The record is from the annotation of a GenBank genome assembly.
AUGAAGUGCAGUGCAUGUCAACGCUUUAUGACCCAAAAUGCGAUAGACGGCAUUAAGUGUAAUGUAUGUAGCAGUAUGUGUCACAAAGCUUGUUUAGGUAUGAAAACAAAAGACCCAAUACCCAAAAUCUGGACAUGUCCUGACUGUGUAGUUAAUAUGCCAAAAGGUAAUAAUCAAAAUACGCCAGUACGUAGCAUGAAUAAAUCUAUUCAGAUGGAAAUGGACAAACCCACGAAUACUGAGCAGAUUAAUAUACCUGCUGUGGAUAAUACCACUUCUUUGGAUGCCAAUAAAAAUCUAGCCAUGGAAUUGCGUAUGUUUCGAGAGGAGAUGUGUAAGACCAAAAGUGAGCUACGAACCUUCUGCCAGGAGGUUCAGGACCUUAAGGCUCUCUUAAGAUCAUAUGACGAAAGAAUAGGCAACUUAGAAACACGUAUAGACAUUAUUGAAAAACAGGCCAAACCCGAUCAUAGCAUAACUAACAUGGGCGAACUCGAAAAAACUAUCCAUCAGCUAAAAUUCGACCUGCGUGAGCGAGAUCAAGACCUCUUGGGGAACGAUAUAGAAAUAUCCGGAAUCCCGGAGGACUGUGGGGAGAGCACUAUGCACAUCGUAACAGCCUGUGCAAAGAAAAUAGGAGUGGAAUUGGACAUCGUGACGUAG